Molecule: messenger RNA, 3702 nt
Organism: Dioscorea cayenensis subsp. rotundata (Guinea yam)
Lineage: Eukaryota; Viridiplantae; Streptophyta; Magnoliopsida; Dioscoreales; Dioscoreaceae
Product: pumilio homolog 1-like
Exons: 11
Coding region: 252-3287 (1011 amino acids)
Biological process (GO): post-transcriptional regulation of gene expression
Cellular component (GO): cytoplasm
Molecular function (GO): mRNA binding
Source: RefSeq, a predicted model, not a curated record
AGGUCAUCUCCUUCUUCUUCUUCUUGUUCUCGCUCUCUUGAUCGUAUUUGAAACCCUAGAUCACUCCUCUUUGUUUAUAGAAACCGGUCCUAAACCCUUGAUGGAAGCUCGAAUUUUGGGCGCUUUUGCUUCUGAUUUAGUUGAAGUUUUUCCAAUAUCUGCCGAAAAUUUCGUGUUUUGAUCCGGAAUAAGUGCUGGGGUUGCUUGUUCUCCUGGAUUUGAUGGAUUAGUCGGUGGAAAGGGGGAGGGAGAUGGUGAGGGAGGGAUCGAUGAAGAUGGGGCCGGUGUCGGUGGCGAACGGGGGUUUUGAAGAGUUUGAGCGGGAUCUUGAGGCAGUGUUGCGGGAGCAGCAGCAUCAGAGUCGGGCGGCGCUUGAUCGGGAGCAUGAGCUCAACUUCUACCGCAGCGGCAGUGCUCCGCCAACUGUAGAGGGAUCGAGAACGGCUUUGGGUAGCUUGUUCGGUGUCCCUGAGUCGCAGCGCCCUGGCAAUCAAACUAACAGCGAAGAUGCUGGAGAGCUUCUCUCUGAGGAGGAGAUGAGGUCGCAUCCUGCUUAUUUAUCUUAUUAUUACUCGAAUGAGAACCUGAAUCCUAGAUUGCCUCCACCUAUGGUAUCCAAGGAGGAUUGGAGAUUGGCUCAGAGAUUUCAUGGGUUUGGUGGUAUUGGUGAUCGGAGGAUGACCAAGGAGUCUUGGAAGGGUGAUGGAAGUAGUAGCUCUCUUUUUUCACUGCAGCCUGAUCUCUCUGCUUGUGGUGAAGAAAGAGGAUUUUUGGAUCACUCACCCCAUGACUUGCUGCAGCAGCAGUCUGCAGAAUGGUUCAAGAACAUUGGCGAUGGGCUAAUUGGAUUACCAGAUGUUGGAUUAGGCGGGAGGAGGAAAAGCUUUGCAGAUGUGAUUCAGGGAGAAAUUGGUCAUUCUUCUAGCAUAUCUGGCCAUCUUUCACAUCCUGUCAAUCAUAAUAAUUUUGACAAUGUUGUUGAACCAACAGGUGUAUCCAAUCCGCAACAUGCACUGUUUCAUAAUGGAUCAGACAGCAUAGAUGACUUGGACUCUGGGGUAGCUAAUCCUGGCCUUGUCAGGGUCAAGAGCCUUGGUGCAUCAAUUUCCCAUUCCUUUGCCUCUGCUGUCAAAUCUGCUAGAAGUGCAACGCCUGAUCACCAACCAAUUAGGCGCUCCCCAAGCCCUCUUCUCCCCCCUGUGGCAGGUAGUCCAUUUGAUAGUAAUAAAACGGCUCUGAUAAAUUCAAAUGGUGGAAGUGAUGUUUCUGCACACAUGGCUGAUGACAGUAGUAUGGUAGCUGCAUUAUCUAGCAUGACCCUGUCCAAAAAUAUUGGAUCAGAUGGAGGGAAUCAUAUAGGCCAGCUUCAUGAAGAAUUUGAUGAUCAAUCUGAAGUGCUGUCAAGCUUCCCCAGACAUCAUACUCAUUAUAUGCAGCAGAAGAACUUGCAUAAAUCUGAAGGUGAGGCGUUAAGCAUUUCUGGCAAUUUUCUUCCUGGGUAUACCAAUCUUUCCAAGAAAAAUGGUGUUUUGCCUGAUUUCAAUUUAUCUAAACUAACUUCAAAUGGGCAAAUCAACUUGCACAAGCAAACAUCCUCUAGUAAUCUUUACAAGGCCAUGCCUAGUACUGUUGAUUCAACAAGUCUGUCUGGAUCUGGUCUUUAUCAAACUGCAGAGAUGCAACAUAAUCCCAGGCUGCCAGCUAUGCUGAAUAAUCAGCAUGGUGCAGGUGUUGCUCUAGGGGGUGUUGGUGAAGGGCAGUAUCUGAAUAGAACUGGAGAUCAAAUGUUAUCUGGUUUUCAGGUACCAAUUGCUGAACCACUGUAUUCACAUUAUGCACAGGGAUCCUCUGAUUCUGUUACACAAGCUGUUGCCAGACCAGAUCCUUCUUUUGGAAGGAACUUCUUGGGUAAUCCUCCUAUUGACUUACCUGGGUAUCAGAAAGCAUACCUAGAAGCCUUGCUUGCACAACAGAGGCUGCAGUAUGGUAUGCCAUUUGUUAGCAAAUCAGGUUUGAAUGGAUUCUAUGGCAAUCCUGCUUUUGGCCUUGGCAUGCAUUAUCAAGAAAACCCUAUAUCUAGCUCCAUUCUUUCAUCUUUGGGUCCCGGGAGUCCUUUAAGACAGAAUGAUAGAUUAUCUCGUUUCCCUUCUAUAACGAGAAACAGCACAAGAGGAUCCGCUGAAUCAUGGAGCUUAGAUAAUAGUACUAUUGAUGAAGUUUUUGUCUCAUCUUUGCUGGAUGAAUUUAAGAAUAAUAAAGCCAGAUCUUUUGAACUCUCAGAUAUUGUGGACCAUGUUGUAGAAUUCAGUAUGGAUCAAUAUGGAAGUCGGUUUAUUCAGCAAAAACUAGAAACUGCCUCCUUUGAAGAGAAAAACAAGAUCUUUCCAAAAAUUAUUACUCAAGCACGGUCUUUGAUGACCGAUGUUUUUGGAAAUUAUGUAAUACAGAAGUUUUUUGAGCAUGGCACUGAUGUUCAGAGAAAACAAUUGGCAAGUCAACUCACUGGGCAUGUGUUACCUCUCAGUCUUCAAAUGUAUGGCUGCAGGGUUAUUCAGAAGGCUUUAGAAGUUGUUGAUGUGGACCUGCAAACCAAAAUGGUGUUGGAGCUUGAAGGUUCAAUUAUGAAAUGUGUACGUGACCAGAAUGGGAAUCAUGUUAUCCAGAAAUGCAUUGAACGUGUUCCUCAAGAAAAGAUACAAUUUAUCAUUAAGACCUUCUAUGGGCAAGUUGUGACACUCUCCACUCACCCAUAUGGUUGUCGUGUCAUUCAGAGGGUCUUGGAGCACUGUGAUGAUCCAGAAACACAACGCAUCAUGAUGGAAGAAAUACUAGAAUCUGUGUGCACAUUGACCCAAGAUCAAUAUGGAAAUUAUGUUGUGCAGCAUGUGCUCCAACAUGGCAAACCUGAAGAACGAUCUUUAAUAAUCAGCAAGCUAACUGGACAGAUAGUAAAGAUGAGUCAACAGAAAUUUGCAUCGAAUGUCAUUGAGAAAUGCUUAGCUUAUGGUACUCCUGAAGAGCGUCAGCUCCUAAUAGAUGAGAUGCUUGGUUCGAAUGACGAGAAUGAACCAUUACAGGCAAUGAUGAAAGAUCAAUUUGCAAACUACGUCGUGCAGAAAGUUCUUGAAACCUGCGAUGAUCAAAAUCGAGAAUUGAUCCUUUCACGCAUCAAAGUUCAUUUGAAUGCUUUGAAGAAGUACACUUACGGAAAACAUAUUGUUGCUCGAGUUGAAAAGCUGAUUGCCACAGGCGAGAGGCGGAUUGGAAUAGCGGCAUACUCAUCCUGAAGAGACGAUUGCAGUACAUUAUUGUACAGAUGAUAACAAGGCUAGUCUUACCAGCAACUGAAGUCAUUUCAAUCAGCAUAAAUAGGCAAAGUAGAAACCUAGUUUGGCCUUCCUUGUAAAUAAAUGUUAGGCCUUGGAAUAAAAUUUUUUUGCUCAAAUCCUAAUGUAUAUUCUGAACUUGUAAUUCAAGCCAUAAAGAGCAGCAGCACUGCUGCCAUGAGGAUUAUAUAUAUAUAAAUAUAUAUAUAGGUUAGCUUGCAUGGAGAAAGGCCUACAAGAUGAAGGUCUAUUGCAGUUAGUGCUUAUAAGCUUCUGUAAAGAUAGCAAACCAAAAUGUAAUGGUUUAAUGACUUUGUAAAGACAGGCUGCAGAGGUUCUGUUAUAUAUUUUAAGUAUUUGCAUCUCUUUAACUUCA